GGUUUCUCUUCACAGCGAGCGUCCCUUAGGCUGCCACGAGCCGGCUGCGCAGUGACAAUGGAUCUCAAAGUAGAAACCGAAGAAACGGACCCACAUCAACCACCACCCAUAGAAGUUUUUGCGCACAGCUCGACCCUGCACGGAAUCUCUCACAUCUUCACGUACGAGCGGUUCUGCAUCAGACGCUGCCUGUGGGUCGUUUUUUUCUUGGGCUCCCUCACCUUCCUGCUGUACGUGUGCGUGGACCGGAUCCACUUCUACCUGGAGUACCCGCACGUCACCAAGCUGGACGAGGUCACGACCCCGAUCAUGACGUUCCCGGCGGUCACCUUCUGCAACCUGAACGCGUUCCGCUUCAGUCGGGUGACGCGCAACGACCUGUACCACGCAGGGGAGCUGCUGGCCCUGCUCAACCAGAGGUAUGAGAUCAGGGACAUUCACCUCGUGGAGGAGAGCGUCCUGGAGAGCCUGAAGGUCAAAGCCGACUUCCAUAAUUUCAAGCCGCGACCCUUCAACAUGCGCGAAUUUUACGACCGCACCGGUCACGACAUCAAUGACAUGCUGCUCUCCUGCCACUUCCAUGGCACCGAAUGCAGACCUGAGGACUUCAAAGUGGUCUUCACUCGCUACGGGAAGUGUUACACUUUUAACGCAGGCGGUGAUGGACGCCCUCCCCUUAUCACCACCAAGGGAGGUAUGGGUAAUGGACUUGAGCUUAUGCUGGACAUUCAGCAAGAUGAAUACCUGCCAGUCUGGGGAGAAACAGAUGAGACUUCGUUUGAAGCUGGGGUCAAAGUUCAGAUCCACAGUCAGGACGAGCCGUCCUUUAUUGACCAGCUUGGGUUCGGAGUGGCACCGGGGUUCCAGACAUUUGUGUCAUGCCAAGAACAAAGGCUGAUAUAUCUUCCCCCACCCUGGGGUGACUGUAAGGUGACGCCCAUGGAUUCAGACUUCUUUGAUAGUUACAGCAUCACAGCCUGUCGCAUCGACUGUGAAACACGCUACCUGGUAGACAACUGCAACUGUCGCAUGGUGCACAUGCCCGGCGAUGCACCGUACUGCACCCCCGAGCUUUACAAAGAAUGCGCUGACCCAGCUCUUGAUUUCCUGGUGGAGAGAGACAAUGACUUCUGUGUUUGUGAGACGCCGUGCAACAUGACCAGAUACAGCAAAGAGCUUUCCUUCGUCAAGAUCCCCAGCAAGGCCUCUGCUAAAUAUCUUGCAAAGAAAUACAACAAAUCUGAGCAAUAUAUUAAGGAGAAUCUCCUGGUUUUAGACAUCUUUUUUGAGGCUCUCAACUAUGAGACUAUUGAACAAAAGAAGGCUUAUGAAGUGGCUGGACUUUUAGGUGAUAUUGGUGGUCAAAUGGGACUUUUUAUUGGGGCAAGCAUACUCACUAUUCUGGAGCUAUUUGACUACCUUUAUGAGGUGAUAAAGUACAAGCUGUGUCGCUGCUCCGAUAAGAAGCACAAGCACAACAACAGCAGCGAUCAGGGGACAGUCCUGAGCUUGGAUGAUGUCAAGUGUCACGUCAGUAACUUUCACUAGGCCUCUGCAGCCGUGAGGAGGAGGCACUCUCUUGUCUCUGAGCGGCUUCAUGAACUUUGUUCAUUGCAGUUUGCUGGGGCAGACUUCUGGAGCGAC
Messenger RNA from Xiphias gladius (swordfish), 1644 nucleotides. Its product is annotated as acid-sensing ion channel 1-like. Gene Ontology annotation, biological process: sodium ion transmembrane transport. The record is from RefSeq and is a predicted model, not a curated record. Gene Ontology annotation, cellular component: membrane. The coding region runs from base 58 to 1548 and encodes 496 amino acids. NCBI's taxonomy places the organism in Eukaryota, Metazoa, Chordata, Actinopteri, Istiophoriformes, Xiphiidae. The transcript is spliced from 10 exons.